This is a messenger RNA of Clarias gariepinus (North African catfish), 2005 nucleotides long. RefSeq names its product cytochrome P450 2J2-like. Bases 97 to 1569 code for a protein of 490 amino acids. The transcript has 9 exons. Gene Ontology annotation, biological process: xenobiotic metabolic process. Gene Ontology annotation, molecular function: iron ion binding; heme binding; oxidoreductase activity, acting on paired donors, with incorporation or reduction of molecular oxygen, reduced flavin or flavoprotein as one donor, and incorporation of one atom of oxygen. The record is from RefSeq and is a predicted model, not a curated record. Gene Ontology annotation, cellular component: intracellular membrane-bounded organelle; cytoplasm. NCBI's taxonomy places the organism in Eukaryota, Metazoa, Chordata, Actinopteri, Siluriformes, Clariidae.
UGCACAUGUAGAUGUGUUAGGAUAGAAGGACAUUAGAAUACUAUCCAAGUGUGCUUUAGGUUUUACUAAAUAAUCUAUCCUCAGGCAAAAAUUGCUAUGAUUUUUUAUUCCUUAUACGAGUUGUUCACUUUAACAGAAUGGAUGAUUUUCACUGCUGUUUUCUUGGUUUUUAUUAAUAUUGUCUGGAACAAAAAUCCACCAAACUUUCCUCCAGGACCUCCACCUUUGCCUUUCCUGGGAAAUGUUUUUACAGGAGUUGACUAUAAAACUAUGAAUAAGUUAGCAGAAAAAUAUGGGAAUAUUUUCAGUCUCAGGAGAGGUACCACCAAAAUUGUGUAUGUUUCUGGAUAUGAUAUGGUGAAAAAAGCUCUUCAAAGUGAAAGCUUUGCUCGCUAUGUUACACCUUUAUUUGAUGAAAUUUACAAAGGCAGAGGUCUGUCAUUUACAAAUGGCUACUCAUGGAAGAAGCACCAACAAUUUUCUGUUAGUUUCCUUAAAAACUUUGGAGAAAGCAGGGAAGCUCUACAACACACAAUCCAUCAGGAGUGCCAUUACCUUUGUGAAGCAUUUAAAGAGGAACAUGGCUGUCCCUUCUACCCUCUCUUUAAAAUCAAUAAUGCAGUAGCCAAUGUUAUUGGCACCCUGGUAUUUGGCCAUCGCCAUGAGUAUGAUGACGCCCAGUUUCAGAAACUUCUGCGCAUGAGUGCAGAGUCUGUGCAUCUUACUGGCUCUGUGUGGAAUGAGUGGUAUGAUGCAUGUCCAAGCAUAAUGAAACUCGUACCAGGACCUCAUCACACUAUCAUUGCAAACUAUCGUAGACUGGCAGCCUUUUUGAGAGAGAAGAUUGAUAAACACAAGCAGGACUUGGGUGUGGAUGAGCCUAAAGAUUACAUCUACUCCUACUUAACAGAAAUUGAAAAGAGGAGGAAUGACAAGGAAGUUCCGUUUAACAGAGAAAACUUGCAGUGGUGUAUAGUGGACCUCUUUGAGGGAGGAACAGAGACGACAACUAACACCCUAUGCUGGGCUCUGCUUUUCAUGAUAAACUAUCCACUGAUACAAGAAAAAGUCCAGGAAGAGAUUGAAAGUGUAAUUGGACAGAUACGUUUACCUACUAUGGCAGACAAAGCCAACAUGCCCUACACCAAUGCUGUGCUUCAUGAAGUGCUGAGAAAAUGUGAUAUGGUCCCAUUGAACAUGUCCAGGGUGGCCACAACAGACACUACACUAGGGGAAUAUGUGAUAACAAAGGGAACUAUAAUGAUUGCCAACAUCUCCUCUGUGCUGAAUGAUAAACAUGAAUGGGAAACACCAAACACCUUCAAUCCGGAGCACUUUCUGGAUUCAGAGGGCCGUUUCCGCAGGAGAGAUGCUUUUCUUCCGUUCUCUGCAGGUAAGAGGAUGUGUCCUGGAGAGUACCUGGCACGCGUGGAAUUGUUCCUGGUCUUCACCUGCCUCCUGCAAAAAUUUACAUUUAAACCUCCACCUGGAGAAGAGCCCAAUAUGGAUUCUCAGCUCGGUUUUACGCAGGUCCCCGUGCCGUAUAAGUUGUGCGCCUCCCAACGAUAAAGUCUUAGACAGAUUUCUAUCCACUCCUGAAUAUAUUGUUACUGUUUAAAAAAUAUAUAGAAAGAAGUUAAUAUAGAACUUUACUAAGUUACUAACAUACAGUAUGUACAUAUAAAGAAAAUUUUAAAUCCAACUUAAGUUUUGGAAUUAUUAUUAUUAAAAACUAUAGAAUACUUGCUAAAAAUAAAAACAUCAAUUAUUCACAAUGAGUUAUCUUAUUUUGAGGUCUUCCUUGACUUUCUAUAAUAAUGCAAUUUGUAUUCAAUUUAAAGAAAUUUGUUGCCUUAAGGCCUUGUAUUUUUGAAGUAAGUAUAAUAUUUGUUGUAUUUCAAUCUAGUUUUAAAGGAGAACUAUUAUGCAAAGUUCACAAGUUUAGACAUUUACACGGAAAAAUAAAAAAUGAGAGAAAAACACUCCCUGCUGUUUGCUCUUUUAC